CACUAGUGCUAGACUUGAACGCGACGUUUCUUCAACUGCUCUUUCAUAUAGAUUCAGCAGGGUCCCAGCUGCUGCCCUCCUUACAGUUGGUCUGCCAUGCAGUCUCUCCGCUCUGUGCGCAAGCCAUCCAACGGUCGGCAGGCGAAACGCCAGCCGUCGACGAGGCCUACAAAACCCAAUGGUGCCCCCUCUAAAGAUGCACGGAAGUCCCGGGUCGAUGACAAGAUCAAGAAGCGUAUGUCCAUGCGAUAUGCGGACAUCUCUGCACCGACAGACGCGACGAACGUACCCGCGGUUCCAUCGCUGCCGAUUGGUGUCACCGCUACCCGCAGCCAGCGGGACGACUUCGAUGGGGCGGAGAGGGAGCGAGCGCAGCCGAGGGGCGAUUCAAAGGCGGCGGAGAUGAAGCUGCUGGACUCGGAGGACUUCGAUCCUGACGCCUAUCUCAAGCUAAAACUAGCCAACUCUACCGAGGCGGAGCUCAAGUCCCUGCAGUCUUCGCUACGUUCCGCCAAAGACGACGUCGCCGCGGACUUGCAGAAGAACGUCUUCAAGAACUACGCAGAGUUCGUGCUCGUUUCGAAGGAGAUUAGCGUGCUCGAGAAUGAAAUGCUCGAGCUGAAGGAGAGCCUAUCCGAGUGGAAGAGCAUGCCCUCCUUGCUCCACAUCGACGAAUCUGCCUCUGCCGCUGAGCGCCGCCGCAACGUCCGGUCGUCCGUCGCGGACCUGCGCAUCCUCUACGCGAACCAGAUGCAAACCCUGCACGCGCAAAUCGAAGGUUCUACCAAGUUCGUGCCGACGACGCCCGGGCGGCACGUCAUCACCGAGAUGGACGGGAUCUACGCGCUCAACGCCGCGACGUACAAGGUUGAGCGCAUCGUCAAGUUCGUGGUGCUCGACGACGCCGUACUGGUUGCGCGGCGACGGCGGAAGAGGGGGGAAGAGGGCGCGGGUGGUAAGCUCGUGGCAGAGCGUUGUUGGCCGCUAGGGGACAUGCUGGUACUCGAUACGAAAGAUACCCCAACUAUGACGAACGUGUUCAAGAUUCGGCAUGGGCGCGAGACCCACGUCUACAGGACGGAGACCCCGGCUGACAAGAAGUCUCUCAUUUCGCAUUUCCGUCAAGCCGCGGAGGAAUUCCAGGCGAAGAAGCAGAAAGAGAGAGAAGGCGAGCACGAGCGGCGGAAGAGUCUUUGGGCUGGCGGUGACUUACAAGUAGGGUUGGAUAAGGUGCCUCCAAUGCCCGAUUGGAUGGCAGAUCUCGCGCAGGCCGCAGGUAUGGGUCCGAGUGCGAAGGAGAAAGUGGAGAAGGACGCGCGGUGGGUUGGGGAGUUCACAGAUGAACUCACCGUCGCGAUCGCUCUGCGUGAAUGGGAUCGUGCCGUAGAACUAGUCGAACAAGGCGAGGCUAAGCUACCAACAACCGCCACCCUCUCCACGAAGCUGCCUCCCCUCACCGCUGCCCUCACUGCCAACCUUUUGUACGCUCUCUCAUCCUGUUCAUUGCGCAAAUCGACCGUCGUGCACCUUAUCUCCCUCCUCAACCGCCUUCACGCGGGGGCGGCAGCGCGUACGACAUUCCUGGCAGCCCGGGGCGAAGCCAUCCGGAAGAAGAUCCGUACUAUCCGGCUCGAAGGGCACGUCGGCGUUUAUGUCAAUGAGCUCGCCAUUGUCAUUUUUACUGGGAUCAAGCACACGGCGGACUGGUUCCUGGCGAGCUUCAAGGAGAACGAAGUCGCCAGUUGCUUCGUAGACUGGGCGAAGAAGCAGCUGGAGAAUUAUGCGGAGAUAUUUAGGAAGCAGGUGUAUACCUCAGACGCUGACCCGAACCUUAUCGAGGAUACGAUAUACAUCACUCGUUCUCAGAGCAGGAAGCUACUUGAAGAGUUUGGCUUAGACUUCCGCUACCUCCUCGACGAGCUUCUCGCCGAGAAGCCUAACAAGCAAACUCCACCCGCGUUCCGCCCGCACGUCGCGGUCAAGGUCCCUGAACCCACUCGGACGCCCGCCACAACGCCUGUCGCAGGCCGGUCGCCGCAGAAUACUCCUCCACGAGGGCAGUCGCCUGCCCCCCCUCUACCUGCGCCGUUGGCCGCCCCCACGCCCAUUCCUCCCCGCAUGCGUUCACCCGCGCCUAGUGCGCCUGGAUCGACGCCAAGUUCUCCUGGCCCGCUGCGGGAACGCCCUCCGAGGUCGUUGAGGGGUAGUCCGGCGCCGCCGCCGAGGUCGAGAGACCGCCCUGGGAGUUCCUCAGGACAUAGGCCCCCGCCAGUCGCCGUUCCCAGGAGUGAAGGCAUGUUCUGA
Gloeophyllum trabeum ATCC 11539 is the source of this 2304-nucleotide messenger RNA. RefSeq lists its product as uncharacterized. Gene Ontology annotation, cellular component: exocyst. The record is from RefSeq and is a predicted model, not a curated record. Lineage: Eukaryota; Fungi; Basidiomycota; Agaricomycetes; Gloeophyllales; Gloeophyllaceae. The transcript has 10 exons. Bases 97 to 2304 code for a protein of 735 amino acids. Gene Ontology annotation, biological process: Golgi to plasma membrane transport; intracellular protein localization; exocytosis.